AAUUUCGUUAAGACUUGGCUGAACACACUACCGGAAUGGAAUGAAUUUGGGUCUUCCCCAAACAUAAUAUAAUCUGUAGGCGGUCGGCGGUCAGUCCGUCGUGGUCCGUCGCUAACAUAGCCGGGAGUUCGCACGGUCACACGCUUUAUUUUUAAUACAUAUUUAUCUUUAUAAACCGCAUGACUUGGCUUGUCGUUAGUACUACGGGAAUCAUGGAAACUCAAGCCAGUGUCAAAACUUGCACGUUAAACUCUUUGCAGUGAAUCAAAAGUGUACCUAUCAUUUUUUUUUUUUAAACUAUGGUGAACUUUUUUUAAAAUAAACUUUUUUAGUGAGUGAAGAAAAGUGUUUUGAAGACUAUGGGAACUUUUGAAAAACGUGUUUUUUCGUUAAUCCAGUGAUUGUUAUCUUAUAUGUGUGGUGUAAUAAAGUGCUCUGAAACCGACGGUUGGAUACUGAAGGAAAAUAUGGACCAUCGUAACAAGAAGUAUUUCGUGGUCUCCUUCUUGGAGUUACCACAUCCGAACAUGGACAAAUACGUGUGCGUGCCCAGAUCCUGGGUGACGUUACGCCCAGAAGAGCAGUCCAGUUUGGUAUCCUACCCAAAUGAAAACCCAGCUCUGACCAGAAACCGCAUUGAGAAUACAGAACCAUGUGAAAAGAAUUGGCCAUGUUAUCAAGCUACUAUUGCAUAUAUUACUAAUAACUACGAUGAUGCGGACAACUGGAUAGCUACCAUGUAUGAUGAUGCAGUCGACUGCCAGUGCAGCAACUCUUCUGGCUUUCAUCUCACAACUACAAUCAAGUCUGAAGUUCCAGAUAAUAAUCCAUUCGAUGUUAUAGACAGACUUCUGAACAUUAAGAAAGAAGAGCCUGCUUCCCCACCACCGACGACAUCAUCUACGUGGGAGCUUUUCAGCAAUGCUUCACUAAGUCCCAUCAGGAAAGAGGAGCAGCCUGAGGAAACCUCUCUGGACAAUCCCUGUCCAGACAUUACCAACCCUGAAAGUAAGAUAAACCUUAAACGAACAAUUUCACCAACACCAGAUCAAAAUAACAAUGCAAAGGAAGCUAAAUUAGACAAUACCGCAUCAGUACACGAUGAUUCUAACGUCUUCGAUAAAACUUUAGAAACAUGUACUAAUGUUGGAGAAAAAGACUUGGAAUCAUAUAUCGGUUCGUUCAUAAAUGAAUUACAAUCAUACAUAAGUGGACAUGAAGCUAAUCGUGAGGAAGCGUCUGAUAAUAAUACAGUUACAGCACCCAUGGAUGCUAACAGUACAAUUAAUAGUCAAGCUCCUUUAAGUACUGAUAAAGUUGACCGUCAAGCACCGAAUUCAACAAAACCACGCAUAUCAGUGGUUCCCGAUGAAUAUUUGCUUGAAAAUAGAGGCCAAACUGCCACACUUGGUCAUCGCAAUGAGUCAUGGGAGACUCCUAUACCUCAACCAAAUCCAACCAAUGUAUCCGCGUCACAAACGUUGAUUAACUUAAACAACCGACAGAAAGAGUUAUUUAAAGCUACACCGCCUAAAACUCAAACCCAUUUGCAGCUGCCACUCAGAGCACCAAUUGAGAACAGAAGACCUUCUAAACCUUCUGAUCUUCGUAUUCGAAAUAUCACCCCAAAACCAUCAUCAACCGCACAGAUACCCGUCAGCAAAGGGCGACAAGAAUUACUAGCUCAACCAAUCCAAACAGAAAGAAAUGUACGCAAAAAUGUUUCUCAAAACAGUGCUCAAAUGAAAGUCACUCCACCAGGAUUAACUGGAAUGGGGAAUAAUCAAAACGCACCUCCUCGGAGUCUACCAAACCAGGCAUCUCCAGAAAUACAUACUUCUUGUCAGUUAUCCAUGCCAGACCUUGGAAGUCCUGAUUCAGAUUUCAGAGACAUUCCACCACCUCAAAAUAUUGCACCAAAUACUGCACAGCAACCUAUCAAUAACGUACAGCAAAAAUUACAAUCUCAACCAAAUCAAACAGAACGAAGUUUACUACGUAAGAAUGUUCCGCAAAGUAAUUCACAAGAGCUAGUAACUCGUACUGGAAACUCGCCUCCUAGGAGUCUACCAAGUAAUUCGCCAUUUCCAAAAACACAUAAUUCUCGUCAAUCGUCCAUGCCUGAUUCAGGUGUCAGAGAUAUUCCACAACCUCAAUUUAUCUCACCAAAAUCAUCAUCUACUGCACAGCCAGCAGCCAAUACAGCGCAACAAGAAUUAAAAUCUCCACAAACACAGAGAGAUCAAAGCUUACUACGGAAGGAUGUGCCACUAAGUUGUUCACAAAUACCAGUAGUUCCUGCAGGAUGUCAAAAGGCACCUCUCAAUAGUCUCCCAGACGAUCCAGCUUCUCCAGAAACAGAUAUAUCUCGUCGAUUGUCUAUGCCAAGCCUUGGAAGGCGCGAUUCAGGUUUUGUUGACUUUCCGCAACCAUUUUCGCCGUCCGAUGCUCUUUUUAUCGCAGAAUCACCUGCUCCAAGUUGUCCCAAUACUGGAAUACCUCAAAACACAACAACUUUUUCUGAGAAUAUAACUCGUGUAGAAAAUCAGCUGCCUAGAAGGCCAUCGCAAGACCCAAAUUCAACAGACAAUAAAAGAAAAGUUGAACAAGGGGAAAUUAAUCAAAUAAACAGCGCUACCGCAGUUGAGAAUGCUCAACGGUCGGCAACUCCACAGAGACCAAAUAACACAACAAGUAUGGCGAAUGAUAGAACGAAUUCUUCGAGUGUAGGAAAUCAUCCACAGAAGCGCGUCGAAGUCCCGCUUACAGUAGAACUAUUAUCGCACCCAGAAAGACAACAGCACCUAGAACCAAAUUCGAAUGUUAGUACUGCAGAAAGUAUUGACAAAAUUACUGAACAGCGAAAGAAUAGCCAAGAUGCAUUAAAGCCUCCUCCAUUCAAACAAGACAGCUCAAAGGCAGCCAAGCUCCUGUCUGAACCUCCUAACGACAAUAAUUUAACACUGCUUGUCAAAGGCUAUUUAUUAGAAGAUCCAAGUUCAGGGGUACUUUUCGUGCAGCCUGCAUGUCCAGGUCAGAAUAUUCUGGAACCAAGACGCAGCAGUCUCAAUCCUAUAAAGCAGGAGUGCGUUGAGAAUACAACUCAAAGGAUGCAAGAAGUUCGUCAUCAAAAUUCCCAUUCACGGGGACAAUAUCAAGAACCUGAUCCUGAAAUUGUUUCUCAGAACAUCCAACACUCCGAACAUCCGCCCUUGAAUCGCAACAAUAUUAGGCCUGAUCCACAAAUGAAUUUACCGAAUACGCAAUCCACGAUGAAUUAUGGACAUCAACGAUCCAACCCUCAAAAUACUCCACCUGUGGGUAUGCAUGCCAGCAAUCAAAGGCCUGCUGAUCAAAUUGAUCAACACAUUAUGAAUGGCAAUAAUCAAAGAAAUUAUUCUCGAAUGAAUCCACAGGAAGUUCUAUACAUGGCCACUAAUGGCGGUUAUCAUAGGCCUGAUGGUCAAAUAGGUCCUAAUAUUGCUAGACGCCCUGUAAAUACGAAUGAAGCUUCUCAAGGACUUAAACAUCAAAAUAUACGAAAUCCUGUAGAUAUUGUUCCUCAAAGGAAUCCACAAAGUACUCAACAGCCUGUAAAUGGUACUCAUCAGAGACCUAACUUUCACCCUGGUCCUCCAAAUACCCAAAAUCCUAUGAAUGGAAGUAAUCAAAGAUUUGCUCAAGCAAGAGGUCAUCAAAAUGGUCAACAAUCAAUCAAUAGAAAUGAUGAUCUUAACAUUUCAAUAAAUACUGGAAACCGUUUGGAUGAGCUUAACAAUGUUAUUCAACAAUUACAAGCUGAAGUUAGUGCGCUGAGAGCUCAACAGCCCAAUUACCAGAUGAAUGCCUCUAAUCAACGGCCAAAUCCUCAAAUAAUUGCGCAAAAUAGGGGCCAAUUUGUGAAUAUGCAUAACCAACCAUUUGAUCCUCAAGCGGUGUCUCAGUUUCUUGAAAAUACUCGACAGCCUCUGAAUGGCAGUAAUGAAAGACCUAUUCCGCAAAUGAAUAUUUGUAACCGUAAGAAUGCCAAUAAUCACAUGACUGAUCCUCAAACGGGUCCUCAAAUUACUCGACAGCCUAUGUACAUGAACAACAAUAAUAAUAGGCCUAAUCUUCAAAUAGAUCAACAUUGUAGAAACCCUGUAACUGCUGGUAAUCGGAUGCCUGAUCCUCAAAUGAAUUCAGGAAGCAUUAUCAAUUUUACUUACUCGGGUGUUCCGAUUCAGGGCUUUGAAACCCAAAUGCCUAUUCAGAAUUCUAGCCCUAUGAAUGGAAGUAAUCAGAGAUCUGUCCCUAACAUGCAACAAAGACGAAAAGCUCAAAUGCACUAUCAAAAUAACGGAGCCCAAAAUUGGAACACAGGGAAUCAUCAAACUUCUUUUCUGAACAACAAUUCUAUUGUUCAACAAAAAUCAGUUUCCCAGAACCAUUUUCAAGAUCCUCAGGCAAAUGCUUCAGUAGAAAGAUCGAAUCAUGGAUCGAAUAUUGAAUUUGGCAGACGUGAAAAUUUAGGUAGAUUUGAAAAUCGUGGCGCAAAUCUGCCAAACAAUGGAACUCCAUUUCAACAAUUGGGCCCACAAGCUAGAAAUACCGACGGACAAAUGUGUACCUACAAUCCUAUGAACGGUUCUGGUCAACAAAGUUGUAGAUGCCAAUCAUGCAAAUCAAAAUAUACAUAUUUUUAAAUAUUUUACUUAAAAAUAUGUAAUAUUAUAGUGUUUAUAAGAUUUAGUUUUUGGUACUGUUAAAUCUUAAGAGCGUGUACGCUCGGCGCGCGAUGUCAACUUUAGGUAAUUCAACGCAAAAAACCGCGCAGACUAGCGUCGCGGCUGUGUGCGUGCCUAUCAUACUUCACGUAUAGUCACACAAACCAUUUUGAUCCUUUCGAGUGAAAUUGGUAGAACAAAAAAUAUAUUAUUUAGUAAAUAGUUAAUAGCGGGAAAAAAGUGUAAGUCUAUGGAUGACUAAAAUAUAAAAGCAUGAAAAUAAGUCGUUAAUACUUACACCCUUUUGCAAAAAAAUCGGGCACCUAUGAAAACCUUGGUUUUGAGGACUUUCUGUAUAUUACAUACAAUUUUCAACUGAUGAUUAAUGACAAUGUUAAGAGUUUCUGUAUUUUAACCGAUUUCAAAAAAAGAAAGGAGGAGGUUUCAAUUAGAUUGUUUUGUGAUUGUUCUCAAUUUGAUUGUUCUCGAUUUCUCAAAGACGCCUGGACCGAUUUGAAAAAUUUAUUGUUUAUAUGAAUGGUCCAGUCCAUCCAGACCGAAAAAUUGUGGUCAAAUAACAACAAUUGCCGGAAUGCCAAAUAUUGGUGAAGAGCUUGGGUUUACCAUUGCAAAUAAAGUUUUAAGUUAUCUAUCCUAUAUGCUUCAAAAGUUAUUCGAGAUCAAAAGUCAAAAUUUGGGUACAUCCAAAAUGAAAAAAAAAAAAAAUAUAGCUCGAUUUUUAACAGACAUCUGCAAUAAGUGAUUUCUAGCCUAAGGAGUCCGCCAUAUUGGAUUUAGACUCGCGACACAUUUUUUUUCGAGUUAUUCAUAGCAAGCCCUUUCAUUUGAUACCCAUAUCGUAGGAAUGCAUUAAAAACAUUUUUUUCUCCAUCUUGGGUAUACCGCCAUAUUGGAUAUAGAAUCAUACAUUGUCAUUAAAACUGAACAUUCAAACAAAAUUUCAACUCAAUCGAUAAAAAAAAAAUAUGCUUCAAAAUUGAGCUUUAAAUAAAAUAGUAAUGUAUCAAGAUUUGUUGGUCGCGCUUGAAAUGUACUCUAUUCUCGGUAUCCACGGCAGAGGUUAUUCACCCUACGCGAUGUGACGGAGCGACACGUCCUCUCUCUGUGAAGCCUUGCGGCGGUCUGGUUUGAGUUGACUCGCGUGCAGCGU
Molecule: messenger RNA, 5877 nt
Organism: Helicoverpa armigera (cotton bollworm)
Lineage: Eukaryota; Metazoa; Arthropoda; Insecta; Lepidoptera; Noctuidae
Product: homeobox protein 5
Exons: 5
Coding region: 414-4685 (1423 amino acids)
Source: RefSeq, a predicted model, not a curated record